CUUUCCUCUAUACAACGCUGAGAUCACCUUCCUCCGAUCUGCCUUGUAUUUUGUCCACAUCCAUCAUUCAUUACUUCUUUCUUCAGCCACAGUAAAGCCUUUUACCACACUUUGAUUACCUUGACAAUGUCAUUAUCGAAUUUUCCUACUAAUCUCAUUCUUUUAGAAGAUGACGGACAAAACAACAAUAACAGCCCGUUAGAAACCACUUCUUUUAGCAAGCAAGGGGAGAAAGAGAAGGAAAUUGUCUCUGAUCCGAUUUUAAGGUAUUCCGGUAAUUAUUUUCCUCCCUUAGGAGGUAAAAUUUCAAAAAUUAACAAGAUGGCAUAGAUAGCUCGCCAGGGGUUGACAACGAAGAGUACCAUCCGCCUACCUCUGAUCCACCUACUUCUUUUGAGCGCCAUGGUAUCGCUAGUACCAAUUCAGCGUCCCAUUUAAAUGGUAAGCUGUUCCUUCUUCGGUCUUGAUUGUGCAGACGUUUAAUAAUAACUUUGUUUAGAUCAAGGAUUCCGCAACUCUCCGCUGCUACCAUGGCAAAAUCCACAUCCUGCACCUUCUGAUUCCUACCGAUCUUCGGAUGACUUCGGUCAUCAGAAUACUUAUCCAUCCGAACCUCAACAGUAUUUAUACCCUUUCCCUCAUUACCAACCUUCCACUAGCGCACCAUACGAAAACAAUAGCUCUAGCACUCAAAGUUUCGACAGUAAACUCUACGGAAAUCAGGUCCCCCGUGAUCGGCCUUCGAGUAAUAGCCCCUCUAUUGAUGGUCAAACUUUCAACGACCAAUUUGCCAGUGAUCAAAUUUCCAGCAGUCGUUUCUUCGAUAGUCAAGGUCUUUCACUUCACCACAAAAUUCUUGACCAUAUGCAUGGUCUUGAGCUUACUCCUGACGGAUACCCAGUUUUAAGGCCAGGUACCUUGACAAUGAGUAUCAUACCUCCACCCACUCAUGACGAACUCGGCUACCUCACAGCAUGGAUCCCACAAAAUGGUCCCGAAAUUGAGAAUUUCUUUGCUCAAAGACCCAGCAUGCAUCGAUACAGCCUAAAGGCACCACUCCGUGAUCAGUUACAUGGUGUCAUCAGAAUCAUGAUGUUCGAACAAGCAGCGUUCCAACCUGAGAACGACGACAUAAACCAUAGUUAUGAUUUACUUUGCUUGGCUUUACUCCGAGGAUAUAGAAUACAAUAUCUGGGGCAAGCUGCGGAAUUGCAAUGCAUAGCUGCUACACAGAUCAUGCCUUCUCCUCCGCAACCACCAAUCGCCGGCCCUGAACUUCCUUCUUUCGGUUCGACUGGAUUUCAGUCCCUGGCCGGAGGUUACAAUGAACGAGUGAAGGCCACUGACGAAGAUUUGAUUAAGGAGUGGGGCGGGAGCGUAAGAAUCGUUAAUGCACUCGGUGUUGAGCAUGAACGCCUUCUUGAACGUCGCGAGAGUUCAUCUGUCCAUAACAAAAAUCAUCCCGAGGCAAUACGAUUGAUGUUAUAUCCUCCAUCGACCGGAAGUAAUCUAUCCGAUCACGAUAUUCUCCAAAUGGUGCGUAUAAAUCCAGUUGCGAGACAUCAACGUGCAUCAGACGUUUACACUGACCGCGGAGAGUAUAAGCGUAGGUACAAACGCUUCACGGAGAUGUCUGAUGACAUUCUCAGACGUGAGGGCUUGCAACGUUCGUGGAUACCUCGUACGGUUAGCGAUCGUCCAUCUAACAGUGUGGAGCGUGCCGAGCGCGCGAUACAACUCGGCUUAACAGGAGAUCAUAAGCUGUUUGCUGAUGCAGCAGCUGAGAGAACCCGUCGAGCUCAGGCUGGGAUAGACGGAUCAAAUGGCCGAGCAAGAGGAAUGCGUAGAAGAAGAUCUUAGGCAGCAAGACCAGGACAAGCAACUGGAACUUUGGGCGUGGCAAACCCUUUCUUCUGUUACUGGUGGGGAGAAACAGAAUGUUUGGAGUAUGAGCAAAAUGUGUUCCGUGCUGGCUCCUCUGGAGAGCGUACUGCAGGUUGGUUUGGCGGGGAGGCUGGUUCCGGCGUGGAUCGGCAACUGCCACUUCACGAAUCACACCGUGUACCUCGCGCCUCCUCCCUCUUUUAAGGGCCCAACAAUUGUUUGUCGCUCAUGUGUAUGAAGAUGUAGAGACAGAUGAGGAUAUGGAGGUGAUGGUAGGGUGAAGUAGAGGUUAAUUUCAUUUGUCUUUGAAUUACCCUGGGCAGAAUGGGAAUACUUGUGGCAAUUAGAGCUUGAAUCCAUAUCAGAAUAAAUUCUCUUUCACCUAU
Sclerotinia trifoliorum is the source of this 2270-nucleotide messenger RNA. The record is from the annotation of a GenBank genome assembly. Lineage: Eukaryota; Fungi; Ascomycota; Leotiomycetes; Helotiales; Sclerotiniaceae.